Exophiala spinifera is the source of this 1431-nucleotide messenger RNA. RefSeq lists its product as uncharacterized. Bases 1 to 1431 code for a protein of 476 amino acids. NCBI's taxonomy places the organism in Eukaryota, Fungi, Ascomycota, Eurotiomycetes, Chaetothyriales, Herpotrichiellaceae. The transcript has 2 exons. The record is from RefSeq and is a predicted model, not a curated record.
AUGCUGGACGAGAAUCUCCCAACUUUUGUCCUCAAGCCCUCGAAUGAUAAACCCAGACAGCACUCGACCUUCUUCUUCUCCCAGCAUGGCGCCGAUUACGAGCCUGCAUACACCCUACGACAUCUCGACCCGGAGCAGCACGCCUCGCGGAAUCGAUAUGCCGUCGCACUCUAUGACGCCUUCAUACCUGACGUUCUCUACGCCGAAGUCCUCCUGAUCCCCGAAUGGACGCAACCGCCUCAUGUCUCGGAACAAGCACGACUCAACGGAGCAAUUCCACCUCCACCGGAACCUGUUCUCCCUAGCGAAUUCUCGAUACAGUUAUACAACCCUGAUCAGCAGAUCAUGGUCAAGCAUAAGCCCGCGAGCUGGAAUUCAGCAGCGUCUUGGGCUUUUGAAAUGCCGCAGCAAACAUUCCGAGCGCCCUCGGCUUCAGCGUUGGACCGCGGUCAGCACGAUCCCGCGGCCUCCGAGAUCACACCCAAGAUUGGUUUCAAGUGGAAGAAGGACAGUAAAUUCUCCAAAGAUCUAGCCUGCUUCUUGUCUGGGAAAAGCACAGACAUCGUGGGAAGCAAGACGAAGAGCAAGGAGCCCGACAUCACGGUAUCCAUAUUCAAAGGCCUGAAGGAGCUGACUUUGUACGAGCCCAACUUACAGCGGGUCGACCUCGAAGACUUGAAAGGCUUUGAAGUUGUGCUUCUACUCGGAGCGGUGGUCAUUCGAGAUGUAUAUUUCGGGUCAUUGAAAGAAACGUUUAACAUUUCUACAGCCGCAAGAAAGUCGAACCCAAACAGCCCUAGUGUCGUCGGCGCCGCCUUGAUCCCUGACGCUCGUCCUCAGACAGCUUCGCCAACCAGUGCCACUGGUCCCAUUCGCGACCCACGAGUGCCUCCUACGGAUCCUAGAAGCCAGUGGGAACUGGAUGCUGAAACCGCUCGUCUGCAAAGGCAAUUUGCAGAGGAAGAGCGUGCGAGGCGACGCCAGGAAGAGGAAGCUGAACGGAAAACGAGAAUUCUGCUUGAGAAAGAGGAGAGAGACAGACGUCGACGCCAGCAAGCUGAAGUCGACCAGGAGACCGAGCGAUUGAAGCGACUGUAUGGGCAAGAGGAUGCCAACGCGCGCCCGAAUCUGCCUCCUCGAGAUGCUCGACAGCAGAGACAUCACUCUGAAUCUGUGCAGACGGCGUAUCAACAGUCCCAGCAAGGCCUCCAACCAGCAGCUCCCUACACCAACGCAUGGGGCGGCUAUGCCUCAGGCGGCUCGAGUAAUACCGGCCCGUACAUGUCUGGCGCCGCUGCACAGUCCAGUCUUCUCACGCCGCUACCGACGCAGCCUCAAAAUCUCAAGCAGAAGUCGAGCCUUUUCAAUUUUCGCCGCCGCAGUGACCCUGACCCCAAUAAACUGCAGAGAAAGAGAAGUGCCGUCUUCUGA